Messenger RNA from Cottoperca gobio, 574 nucleotides. It is a transcript of the gene sphkap, whose product is annotated as SPHK1 interactor, AKAP domain containing. Gene Ontology annotation, molecular function: protein kinase A binding. The coding region runs from base 284 to 574 and encodes 96 amino acids. NCBI's taxonomy places the organism in Eukaryota, Metazoa, Chordata, Actinopteri, Perciformes, Bovichtidae. The transcript is spliced from 3 exons. The record is from RefSeq and is a predicted model, not a curated record. Gene Ontology annotation, cellular component: mitochondrion; cytoplasm.
GGCAGGCAGUGGUGUGCUGCUGCUGCUGCUCUGCUGCUGCUGCUGCUGCUGCUGCUCUGCUGCUGCUGCAGCUGAUGAUACCGCGGCGCUCACUUCAUCACAGUCCUCUUGCAGUCACGGUGAAGCAGCCUUGGAUUCCUUCAGUGCUUGGUCGGGGCUGCGCAUCUGGACCUGAGAGUGUCCCAGGGACAAUUACGCGUCGUGGUGCUGCGCAGUACCUCUCCCUGCCCCCACAGAGGAAAUACUCACACCGGUUAAGGACAGUUUGUCUAUUUUUGACAGAAUGGCAGGCGCAGAGUGCCUUUUGAAAACGCCGAGUAACUUCCAGUCGUCUGCCAUGUUUGAAGGCUCCGAGGCCGUCGAGGUGGAGGGAGGCAGCACGCAGAGCACCGUGGCCUCGUCCAUCAGCGCCUGCAAGAAGGUGCUGUGCAGUAACAGUGUGCUGGACUCGUCAGAGUACUGGCUGAGGAACGAGAAAGCUCUGUGCAGACUGGGCCUGCUGGACGACGACACGGAGAGCAGCUGCACCAUGGUGAGUAGCACACUGUGGAUGAUGUUCACCCUCGUGGCUUAA